UCCCACACGAUGCGUGACGCCAUCCAUCAUUGCUCACGGCGCAUUCCCCGACGUCUACUGAACGAGCGGCGGCGCAGAGUGAUGAUGCACGGUCAUGGUUGCGACGCUGUUGGAGGCCCUGAAAUGGGAUGGCAUCUCCACCUCAAGCUCGUUGCUUCCCCACCUCCCUCGCCAUGACAGUCCCAUCACUACCCAGCAUCAAUCACCUCCUCUCCUGGCAUUGGUAUCAGGGCCAGCCAGAUGCUGUCCUCCUCAGCUUCGAGGUUGAGCAUGUCGAUGGCAACAGCACACCGGACAUGGAUGACGUUCGUCACACUCGACGCUCUCGCCCGGCUGACAAGAAGUAUCAAGACUUGACAUACCGUGAAUGCUUGACGGCUGCGCUCCUCAUCGCGGAUCACCUCAGCAGACGAUAUGCUAUCGGUUCGCAGAGCACCGUAGCUAUCAUCAGCCCCAACUCCCCGGAGAUGCUCCUGGUAAUGAUGGCUCUCUGGCUCCUCGAAUCAGUCGUAGCUCCCCUCGCGCACGACUCUCAUGCAGACAAUCUCAAAGCAAUGCUCCAAAUAGUCAAGGCAGAUGUUGUUCUCGGCGCAGGGUACGACAGCAGCAUCGCCGAUGUUGUGAGCGAAGCUCUUGGCGGAGGUAGCCUGGGCUCGCAGAUCGGAGCAGACGAUGAGCACGUAGCAGCCCUUGCAGACCGAUACCUCCUUGAUCCAACCACUCAACGUCAGGCCACCGCAGUACUCCUCUUCACCUCGAGCGGCAUUUCUGCGAAAUCCAUCAAAUGCGUCGAGACGCCUCAUAGCCUUUGGUCAGAGGGAUGCCAUGCCAUGCUCCAACGGGAGCACCCUGGCGCUUCGAGACCGCUGCGAUGCGUGGGAUGGGCGCCAUUUUCUCACAUGAUGGGGCUCGGCGCCGCCUUCUUUGCAGACGUCCUCUGCUCUCACGGCACCUACAUCUUUGUUCCUGAAGAAGACGGAGCGCCUCUACCCGCUCGCCUUCUCAAGUGCAUCCAAGCAAGCAGCGCAACACACAGCGCCGUCUCUCCAAUCUUCCUCGACUACUUUCAAGAGCAUGCGGAUGACACCGGGCUGCAGGGGUACACACUCGCCGUGGGAGGGGCAGCUCCACGACCCUCUCACUGGGAGUGGGCUCAGCGAGUCGGCGUCAAUCUUAUUCAAGCGCCAGGCUCAACAGAGUGCGGGCCAUGGGGAACCAGCGUGGCUCCUCCUGGCGUACGCACUGGAGCUGACGUGCCAAAAGACGCAGUCUGGCCACGCUCUGAUCUCCAAGUCUGGCUCGACGGAGAUGGGAAUGAGGGCGAGCUAAUGAUCAAGGGCAGCAAUAUCCUCUCUCGCUACCGCGACAUGAACAAGACAACCCUGCAGGAUGUAGGCCAAGAGGUGCGCACAUUUCGCACGGGCGAUAUCUUCCGACGACAUGCCGAGUCGGGCGGCUUGGUCUACGAGUGUCGUCUGGACGACUUGAUCCCGAUGGCGUCUGGUGAAAAGGUGCCAGCGCUGGAUCGCGAAGAGAGAUUGUCUGCGCAGCUGGGCAUUGUCAGGGCUUGCAUCGUAGGCGAUGAGGUGCCUUGGGAGGAGGGUGGGUUCGUGCUGCAGCCGAGCAACAAGCUUUACGCCGUGAUAGAGGUCGAAGAGCGGCUCAGCGGUCAGGAGAGGCGGGAGGCGGCCGAGCGAGCGGUGCGUGACACAAAUGGCGAGACGGAGAAGCAAGCGCGAGUCCUACUGGGCGACAUCAUCGUCUUGUCCGCGGGAGAAAAGCUGCCUCUCACUCGCAAGGGAACACUCUGGCGCAAGAAGGUCUGGGCUCGCUUUCCUCAGCUACUGCGCGACCACCUCAGCUCGACAAAGGAGCCCAAGCUGGCCGCUCAAUUGGCCGACAUCUUUGCGCGUCAUCUCGCCCUCGACUCGUCCUUGCUUCUCUCACUCUCGGCCCCUACAUUCGAGGAAGCUGGAGCGUCCUCCCUUGUCAUGCAGGCGGUGAUUAAGGAAGUCGCGUCAGAGACGGGCCACGUUCUACGCCUUGCCGACCUCUGGUCCUUCGCUACGGUUUCCGACCUAGCUCAAGCACUCUGCGUGCGGCCAGAGACGGCAGCGAAGGCUUCGCCGAAGCAAGAAGGCGACGACGUCAACGCAGUAGGCAUCUGCGGCGUCUCGUUGCGCCUACCAGGCGGCAUUGACCACACAUCCGACCUCUGGGAAGCCCUCCUCGGCGCGCCAGACGGCGAGAGAGUGUACGACGCCAACAUACCGGAGCGAUGGGGCAAGACAAGCAUGGACCGGCCCGAAGUCAACGCCGCGGCAAGUCGAGCUCGAUGGUUGCCCACGUCUUCUUUCACCGACUUCGAUCACGCUCUGUUCGGCAUUACAGCAGAGGCGGCGCGCCAUGUCAAUCCCUGCACGCGGCUGGGCCUCAUGCUCACGAUGGAAGCCUUGGAGAACGUGGGUCUCAAGGCGGAAGAGUGCCACAACUUGGUCCCAGGCCAGGCUACGGGGCAAUGCGUGGGCGUCUGGGCAGCUCAAAGCGACAGCGCCGGUCCUCGCUUCAGAGAGUUUGAGCUGCGCGGCAUGGACAGCUACGAUCGGUGGUACCCACUCGGGGCGAGCGAGAGUGCCAUGGCUGGUCGAAUAGCCCACUCUUUUGGCUUCCAUGGUCCGACGAGCACGGUACAAGCUGCGUGUGCGAGCAGUCUCGUUGCGCUGCAUCAAGCCGCAACCGCUCUCGCAGCUGGCGAAUGCGAUGUAGCCGUGGUGGUCUCGGCCACCACGGACGUUUGGCCUGCGGAGCUCGUCUACCUGCAAAAGUCUGGCCUACUCGCUCCAAACGGGCAAGCUCGAGUCUUCUCAAAGGAUGCAGACGGAUUCGUGCCGUCAGAGGGCGCCAUUGCCUUUGUUUUGGCCCGAUCGGAUCGACUGCCUGCGUCGAUGGGUAAGAUCGUCACCUCAUCCGUCGCCCACUCGGGCAAAGGCGCCGCAAUGGCUGCUCCAAACGGCUUCGCGCAAGAAGCCCUCCUCAAGUCUAGCCUGGCAAAAAGCGGCAGAUCAAUCGACGAUGUAGACGUUCACGAGGCUCACGCGACUGGCACCCAGGCAGGCGAUGCCAUCGAGCUCGACGCGCUAGAGCAAGUCUUUGCUGGGCGUGCCACGGUCAAGCCUCUACUCACUGGGUCUGCAAAGGAGCGCUUGGGUCAUCUGGAGGAGACGGCUGGUGCCCUCGGCUUGCUCAAGGUCAUUCUUGCCAUGCAUCAUCGACGCUGGCCAGGCAUGGCGGCAGAGGAGAACAGACUGGCUUCACCGCGCAACGUCAAGAUAGCGCAGACCGGCGUCAGAUUGGCGAAAGAUAGACCGUUGCUGGGCAGCGUCAGCUCAUUUGGUCUUACCGGGACGCUAGCACAUCUUCUCGUCCAAGGUCCAACGGCGCCUGCGAAGAAGGACGUCAGGGAGGUCACGAGUGAGCCCACGCCCCUGCUCAUCACCGCUCGUGACGAGGCGUCGUUGCGUGCGGCCUGUGAAAGGUGGACAAGAUUCGCUGCCGAUCCGCCUGUCUCGCUGGCUACAGCAGCAGCACAGACUCAGUCGUCUCGCAUUCACCACUCUCAUCGAAGAGCGGUGAUAGCUCGUGACUGGCAGGAGGCCACAGAGCAGCUCAAGAGCCCGUACAAGCAGCGCACCCGAGCAACCACCCUACGCGUCCUCUUCUCUGGACGAGACGACUCCUUCGACGAGUGUCUGGCUGACGCCCAUCGCUGGCAGGAUCUUGCGCCUACGGCUGAACUAGUCGCAUUCGAUCGGGCGCUCAUCGCCCUCGUCGCAGCGCAAGGCAGCAUGUCAAUACAUGCGGGGCGUCAUCUGUGGGAUCUCGUCUCCACAGCUGAGGAGGGAGAGCUGCUCGUAGAGACGCGCGAGGGGCCUGGUGCUUCCAGCAAAUUGGCUCCCGACGAGGACUUCAUCAUCGGUGACGGCCAGACCUACGUCGCUACCAAGUCAGGUCGACGAUACACCGCCCCCUCACUCGAGUCACUGCGAGAGUGGGAGAGCGAGCACGGACCUGCCACUCUCAAACACGCCAUCUUGUCGCCAUGGACGGGCAGAGUGCUACCGGCGGGCUGUCCGAUCGGCGCCGGCUUCUGGGCCAAGCAUCUCAACGGUCGUGCUUGCCUGCCGCGCCUCUUCGAUGAUGUAGACGGUUUGGUGCUCGACGGACACACGGGAGCGGCUCUCAGCCUCGACGGGGAGAGUGUGUUGAGCCUCUUCUCGUCCGCCCCACGCCCCGCCUCGCUCUCGAAUGUAGGCGCUAUGCUCUUCGAGCGUGGCAUCGACAUCAAGUGGCCCGGCACGACGCCCACGCCUACGCGUCCGCACCCGCUCCUUUCCCUCCCCAAUACCCCCAUCCUCGGCCCACGCCUCUGGACAUCUGCCUGAACGUAGCGCUGCGUCUCGCGAAAACAUGUGUAGCAUUGCGCGUAAUAAGCAAAUCCAAGAGUGACAAGAAUGUCCGUAACGAUAAAGAAGAGUCCAUGUACCUGUGCUGCGCUGCAAUGCGAUGCAAUCUCUACGCUAUGCCCUCCUACCGAGUCCGUUCGAGCACUCGCGCCAGAGCGACUUGGAGAGCCCGAUCCC
Molecule: messenger RNA, 4640 nt
Organism: Jaminaea rosea
Lineage: Eukaryota; Fungi; Basidiomycota; Exobasidiomycetes; Microstromatales
Product: acetyl-CoA synthetase-like protein
Exons: 3
Coding region: 129-4442 (1437 amino acids)
Biological process (GO): fatty acid biosynthetic process
Molecular function (GO): fatty acid synthase activity; 3-oxoacyl-[acyl-carrier-protein] synthase activity
Source: RefSeq, a predicted model, not a curated record